AUGAUGUUUAAUGUGAAUGUUCUCUCAGAGAAGAGACUGGGGAAUGUGUGGGCUGCRGGGAGCAGCAGCAGAGAGCAGGGAAGCUGUGCAGAGCUCACCUCUCCUGCCUGCAGCUCCGACGCCUCCAGCCCAUCCACUGCCAGACCCACCAGCAAAAUGCAGCCGCUGCAUCUUCUGUGCCUCAGUCUCCUGGUGCUGGGAAGUAUCCUGAAUGCGCACGGAGGGAUCAAUGUCCUGGACUGCUGCCUGCGGACAAGAGAGACGCCCAUCCCGCGGUGGAUCGUGCAGGACUAUCGGCUGCAGCUGGUGCAGGACGGCUGUGCCAUCCCGGCUGCCAUAUUCAUCACCACAAAGGGCAAGCGCCUCUGCGCACCCCUCCAUUCCCAAUGGGUGAUUCGACUCCAAGAGAGGCUGGAAGCCAGCUCUGCCAGGAGGGCCAAACCCCAGGGCAAAUAGGCCCUGAGGAAACCCAWGGCUGGUCCCAACGCCUGGAGUGGGACCUGCUCCCAGCUGUGAAUAUAUUGCCAAUGGAGCCGACCUUCUUCCAUCUCCAGCCUUGUGCAGACUGACACUCCUUGGGACUUGUGUCACCACGUGGGGAUAGGCAGAACCCUGUCUG
Messenger RNA from Malurus melanocephalus (red-backed fairy wren), 619 nucleotides. It is a transcript of the gene CCL19, whose product is annotated as C-C motif chemokine ligand 19. The record is from RefSeq and is a predicted model, not a curated record. Gene Ontology annotation, biological process: cellular response to type II interferon; cellular response to tumor necrosis factor; cellular response to interleukin-1. Gene Ontology annotation, cellular component: extracellular region. NCBI's taxonomy places the organism in Eukaryota, Metazoa, Chordata, Aves, Passeriformes, Maluridae. The transcript is spliced from 5 exons. The coding region runs from base 1 to 456 and encodes 151 amino acids. Gene Ontology annotation, molecular function: chemokine activity; CCR chemokine receptor binding.